CCACCGCAUUUCCAUUUCCAAUUUCGGCGCUGGAUUUUCCCUCGUUUCUUCGCUCCCCCUUAUUUAAGACACCGAAUCCCCCGCCCAAUUUCUCCAGUCUCAUUGCCUCUCUCUGCCUCGAAGCUUCCCAAGAGUAACACUGAUUCUCCUUCCGGGCACGAAAUUCCGUUCAGAUGGCCGGCGGCAGAGCAUCCGGGAAGUCGUCGACUGCGCCGAGAGUCAGGAAGCGGGUUGAGGUUGAUUCCGGCGAAUCCUCCUCCGCAAACCCUAGCCUCAAGCGCGCCAAGGACGGCAGCGCCUUCACUCGCUGUGAGGAAUGUAACAAGGAUGUACCAGUGGCUUUGAUUAGUUUCCACAACUGCAGUCUGGAUGCCAAGAUCAAGAUGAAUUUGGAAGCUCAGAUCAUUGAGAUGCCGGCUGAGGUCAAGAAAAAACCAUCUGAGAAGAAAAAGACAAGCUCAACUCAACCAAAAACCAAGAAGCCAAAGGAUCCGAAUGCUCCAAAGCGCCCACCCACGGCUUUCUUUGUUUUCAUGCAAGAGUUUAGGAAGACAUUCAAUGAAGCAAAUCCAGAUAACAAGAAGGCCUCAAUGGUUGCCAAAGAGGGUGGAGAGAAAUGGAAUUCCUUGACAGAUGUAGAGAAGAAGCCAUAUAUUGACAGGGCUGCAGAGCUCAAGGCAGAAUAUGAAAAGGCCUUGGAAGCCAACAAUGCUGCUGCGAAUGAAGAUGAUGGAGAUGAAUCAGAUAAAGAAGCGAAGGAGACUGAAGUGGAGGAAGAGGAAGAGGAAGAGUAGUGCCAUUUGUUGUCGUGUUUGUAGUUUCUUGUUUUGAUGCUUCAUGCUUGUUUUCUUGGGCUGUUGUAAAUUUCUAGUUAUUGGUAUUCUCUCUUUUUAGAUUAUUUGUCCAUUUUUGACUCUUAGUCAAGCAGGCUAGUGUUACCAUUGCGUACAAGUUUGGUAAAGUUUUGCAAAUGCUUAGCUUUUGCUCCAUCUAUCUUAUUGAAAUUAUUCUCAUAUUGAUUGCUUACAUUAUUUACCAUACUUUCUCAUAAAACAUUUUCUAUUUG
Messenger RNA from Cuscuta campestris, 1066 nucleotides. Lineage: Eukaryota; Viridiplantae; Streptophyta; Magnoliopsida; Solanales; Convolvulaceae. The record is from the annotation of a GenBank genome assembly.